Molecule: messenger RNA, 540 nt
Organism: Phytomonas sp. Hart1
Lineage: Eukaryota; Euglenozoa; Kinetoplastea; Trypanosomatida; Trypanosomatidae
Source: the annotation of a GenBank genome assembly
AUGGCGCGGCUUCGGGAUAAGUCCAUCUCACCGGCGGGGCUGGCGCGCCUGAACGCGAAUUUGCGGCUUCUUCAGGCCGCCUUUCAGCAUAUUUUGCCCACCGACCUCGCGGUCUACGACGCCGUGAGGCGUUAUAUGGGGCGGCCGGCCGUCUUUCUGCGGUAUAUCGCCGCCCACGAUGUCGUCAAUGAGCUGAUCGCGACCGAGGACUACGCGCGCUUCACCACGGCGGAGGUCGAGGCGCUCAUUCGCCUGGUGUUUCGCCAGGCCGACAGCGAGGCCGGGGACGACCGCGCGCGCGGCCAAAUCGCCCUCUUCCACGCCAAACUAAAGGAACUCGCGGGCCCCGGGCGGGGUUGGGGGCGCGCGGGUUCUACCGCCGUCGACUCGCCCCGCCCGACGCGGGAGACCCCGCCGAAGGCGAUCGCGCCCGAUCGCGCCGACCCACCGACCCCGGGAUCACCGCGGGAAAGGGGGCCAACGGCGAAAGACGGACCGGAUGAGGCCCGAAAGCGAUUAGAGGGCAAGACACCCUUUUAA